Molecule: messenger RNA, 3634 nt
Organism: Poeciliopsis prolifica (blackstripe livebearer)
Lineage: Eukaryota; Metazoa; Chordata; Actinopteri; Cyprinodontiformes; Poeciliidae
Product: phospholipid phosphatase 3-like
Exons: 6
Coding region: 214-1134 (306 amino acids)
Biological process (GO): canonical Wnt signaling pathway; phospholipid dephosphorylation; phospholipid metabolic process
Molecular function (GO): phosphatidate phosphatase activity
Source: RefSeq, a predicted model, not a curated record
UCUGUCAGAACUUGAAACAGCCAAAAGGAAGAGAAGAAAGGAUGGUGAGAACAGAAGGAGGCGCCGAACUGCAGUGCAAGAAAGUCCGGGGCAGAAAACAGUGAGAGGAGAACCCAGCGCGCGAGCCCCAACCGCCUGGCUAGAGACGAUCUUUGAAAAGCAACAAGCGGCUCACUCCGUUCGAAUAGAGGCGCGAAGAUAAAAGGGUUUUAAAUGCAACGCUGUGUGAAGAUCAUGGCAGCCGACACGAAGAGCUCACUGGGCAGCAACAUCUGCCCCAACCGCAGCCCGAGGAAGCUGCUAGUCGCUGUGGAUCUCUUCUGCUUGUUCAUAGCUGUCCUGCCUUUCUUGGUCAUUGAGACCUCCGCUGUUCAGCCGUACCGUAGAGGGUUUUACUGCGACGAUGAAUCCAUCAGAUACCCGGCCAAAAGCAGAGAGAUCGUUAGCGACACUGUGCUUAGCGCGGCAGGCAUGCUAAUCAGCAUCGUCUCUAUCAUAAUAGGUGAAAGCUUCAGGAUCUUCUUUCUGACCCAGGAAUCCAAGUCGUUUGUCGGGAACCCCUACUUUGCUGCUUUCUACAAACAGAUCGGGGUGUUCAUCUUCGGCUGUGCCAUCAUUCUGUCCUUCACCAACAUCGCCAAGGCGUCGAUUGGCCGCCUGCGGCCAAACUUCAUCGACGUGUGCAAGCCUAACUUCUCCACCAUCGACUGCUCCCUGGGCUACAUCACGGAGUACACGUGUCAAGGCGCAGAGAAAGAAGUCGAAGAGGCUAGGAAGUCAUUCUUCUCUGGACACGCGUCGUUCUCCAUGUACACCAUGCUCUACCUAGUGUUUUACCUGCAGUCUCGCUUAACUUGGAGCGGAGCCCGUCUGCUGCGUCCGUUGACCCAGUUCGCCCUCAUCAUGAUAUCCAUCUUCACUGGCCUGACCCGGAUAUCCGACCACAAGCACCACCCCGCCGAUGUCCUGGCCGGGUUCUUGCUGGGCGCCCUGGUGGCCGUCUGCAUCGUUUUCUUUGUGUCCGAUUUGCUUCAGCCGCAAAGAUUUUGCUCUGUGACCCAAAUGCCGGUGAAGAAAGAUUGCCUUCCUCCAGCAGACACCAGGGAGCAGGGCAACCCUCUCACCAUGGUGUAAAGACCAGGCUGAAAACCCACUGAAAGCAAGAAAUGAGCAGAACUGUGCCUUUUUGUUGUUGUUGUUGUUAUUGUUAUUAUGAUUUUUCUUGCAGCCACUUGUUCUUACUGAAUGAAGCGGACACUCUGGAAAGUGCGUCCACAGAAAACGGUUAAAGAAAGUUUUGCUUUCUGAAGAACUUUUUUAUUCUUCUUCUUUUGUUUUUCCCCAAAUCUCACAAGACAUGUGAAUGUGUAGGGAGGUGAGACGACCUUUUUGUUUUUGCUUUGUUUUUUUUGUUUUUUUAUUACACAAGGAGUUUUUGACCGUCUCUUCUGUUAUAAAGAACUUAUUUUUUUUAUUUUUUAUUUUUCUGAACAAAAGUCCGGAAGUCGAGAAAAACCUACGAAAGGCUUUUCUGUGUUUUAUUUCUCCGGCAGUGGAGCUCUAUUCAUAGCCCCGCUUCUCACUGUGUGGCUUAUAUUUGAACAGCAUAAAAAAAUAAAAUUUAUGAAAAUAAAACAAAUUCCUCUAUUUCAGGAAGGAUAUUGUUUUAGUUUAUUACAAGACAUCGCAAGCGUGACUUUUAAAGCACUAUUUUCCUCUAGUAUUGUUCGCCGCCUCUUGACCGACCUUUUUUGGAAAGCUUCACUCCGUGUGUAGUUCAGUGUUCCCUCAGACGUCACAGUUAUGUGGAAAAUACAGUGACGAUGUGGGUGGGUUUUUAGAUGUGGGCCUCAUUCUGCUGGCAUGGAUGGGCCCCCACUGAGCCGUUUAAUGAAAUGACAGUGUUUUAUAUGUGCCAGACGGGUGUUCACGUUUUAGGUCAGAGUGUGUGUUUGUGCGUGUGUGUGUGCUUCAAUGUUAGGUCAUAUAUUUUAGUAUUCAUCGCCUAAAAGUGUGGCUUUUAGCAUAUAAAAGCAUCUGGAGACGAGAAUGAAUGAUGCAGUUUGAUCACUUGUUUAUCAUUGAUGUUGUAUAACGCUUAUGGCUCUGUUGCCAUGCAUGUAUGUGUUGCCAGUAGACACGGACUGACCAGUUACUGGCCAGUUGGAAACUCAAAACUUUAGUCCCUUCCAACUGGGAACGCAGCAUAACGAAGGCUAAAUACUGUGGUGAGCAUGGAGAUGUUGGCCUUUGGAAAUCUUUGAUGUGGACGUCAUUCGAAGCUCGUCGUGUUCAGUAUCAGUGAAAUGGUUUAAAACAAGUCGGAAGAAGAACUAAUAGUUUCAAGAAGCCAAGGUUAGCUGUGUCUGCAAUGGAGCGAUGCUAGCUGCUCAUUCAGGCGAGACUCCAGCUGUGAGACUUGAACAUAUGAGAGUUUUUCCCAGUAUGCUAAUCAUGCUAACCAUUGUAAUCUUAUGGUAAUUUCUGCGAAACGAUGCCAAAAACAUAAUACUUAUAGUAGCUUAUGUUGUAAAAUCACAUAAUUGGGAUGUCGGUAGAGAUGCGUUGACCUCUGACUGACCAGUUGGAAACUCAAAAAGUCAGGGAUUUGACUGUAAAGAAGGCUAACAGGUUACACAGUCAGCCUUGGAUAAGCUUCAGCAGGGACACUGUUGAUGGAGCUAGCGAUGUUUGGUAUCGGUGAAAUGUUUUAACAUCCAGUCAGAAGAAGAACCAAAGGUUUGAGAAGAUAUCUAAAGGUUAGCCGUAUUUACUAGCAGAGAUGCUAGCUGCUCUAGGCUUCUUUUGGUGUUGAUACUUCUGGACUUUUUGUAAGCAGUAUACCAACUUCUCUGACCAUACAAACCAUCGCAAUAUCUAGGAUCUGAUGCCAAAAGCAACUAUCAUGUUAGCUCUGUUGUUUUCUCCGUUUUCCUCCCCUCUCUCUCACACAGUGUGACUUUGCCUCUGAUCAUUCAUUUAAAAAUAGUGAAUGAUCUCUGACAGCAGCUGGAUCCAAUGACAAAGCAGAAUCAACUUAAACUGAUGUUACUAGAUAUAGGCUGCUAUUCUAACUUUUAACCAUAAGAACAUUUUAGCCGUUUUUUACUCGUCUAUUUUAGAACCAAGCUGUGCAAAAUUGGAGAUUGACAACAGAACUCUUAAUUGGCGAAUCUCUAGGUGCACAUAAACCUGACGCAACACCUGCAGUGUGCUUGCCUGACUCCAUUGUGAAAUAUAAAUAUAUAGGAAGCCAGUAACUCAAAAUAUCCAGACUCGCUUCUAAAUGACUGAGACUGCCUCAGAAAGUUCACUGUGCCACUACGCGCUGUAAAUUGCUGUAAAGUGUGUCCUGUUUGCGUGCUGCAGAAACGCCCACUAUGACUCUGCGCUGUGCAAAGACCUGUGUGAAUAUCGACAUAGAAACGGGAACGAAGCGGCGUCAGAACCAGACUCCUUCGGCUCUGUUUUGUAUUUGUUUGGGGUUGUUUUUGAUGUUGUUUUUUCUCUGUUUUGUUCCGAAAACGAAACAAAGAAAAAAAAACGUUUAAUAUUUUUGUAAUGUGAAUUUUUAUACCACAAAGCUGUAUUAAAGAAAGGAUGUCUUGAAUAAAAAACACAAGAGAAAAGCGGA